Messenger RNA from Aspergillus bombycis, 3132 nucleotides. Its product is annotated as KAR9 family protein. Gene Ontology annotation, cellular component: mating projection tip; cell cortex; spindle pole body. The transcript has a single exon. Lineage: Eukaryota; Fungi; Ascomycota; Eurotiomycetes; Eurotiales; Aspergillaceae. The record is from RefSeq and is a predicted model, not a curated record. Gene Ontology annotation, biological process: mitotic spindle orientation checkpoint signaling; nuclear migration along microtubule; establishment of spindle localization. Bases 1 to 3132 code for a protein of 1043 amino acids.
AUGUUCACCACGUCAACUGUCACAACUGCGCCCACCCACCCGGAUUCCGGUCCGAAGACGCCCACGACAUCGUCAUUAUCGCAGUUGCUAUCUUCUCCCCCUCCUCCUCCACCUCCCGCAGUCGCCGUCUCUCCUCCAGAGAAUUCAUCGCCGCGACGAAUCAAGUCCAAAUCAUCCCUGCGCAGUCUCCGCAGUCUUGGGAGUAGCCUUCACGACGACGAUCUUGACGAUAUCUACGAUCAGGCUGGGUCGGACAAAUCACUCAUUCGACCAUCCAUCCUUCGCCGCCUGUCUCCUGGUCUAGCAGCGCGCGUCAAGCUGUUGGAUGGGAGUCACAAAACCGCGACUCCCUCCCGUAACUCAGGUGCCGUUGGUCGAAUCCCCGAGGAGCACAUCAAGGAAUUAGACAGCCGCAACAAAGACCUUUCGAUCAAGAUUGAAAAGAGAGGACGGUCGUGGAAUGCGGUACACUUUGGUGGCAAAGGUAGACAACUGCAACAGAUUGACUCAACCUAUCUGGAGGUUCACGACCCGGACGCAGAAUUGCCUUCCCCAGUGGAGUCAGAACCGGUAGAACCCGUCGAGGAAAGUUCCACGUCGGUCGCAACCCAAGAUCCCGUUGAAGAAACAUUAGUCGAUCAAGCACCAGACGCCAGCCUAACCCAAGAAGUGGAAGAAGUAGAAGAACCGGAAGAAGCUCCAGUGGCCAUGGCUGCAGUUGCGUCUCUGCCAGCGCCACUAGACAUCGAAUCAAGUGCUCCCCAUAACAUGCAGGUCGAACAUGACCAAACAGAUUUCGAGAAGUUUAUCCAAAGUACUAGUGACAACGAAGCUGAGCAACCUCCACCGCCUCCACCGAAAGACUCGCCGCGCCCACCGUCGGCCAACUCGAACGUACAAUCUUACUUUAACCCCCAGGGUUUGCAGCGCCCCGAAUCAAUAUACUCCUUCUCUCGCGCGUCCUUCAGUCACCAGCUAACCCAGCUCACCUCCAUCCCACUGCCCCAACCGUCGUCCCUUGAAGCCAGCAUUGCCGCAAUACCCAACGCGCCAUUGGCCGUCAAAUCUCUCACUGGGUCCGCGGCACAAAUUCAGAUAUGGAUCAAAAAGGCCUCCGAUGUGUUAAGUGGUCUAGAUGCGGAGGACGAAGUGGAGUGGGCAGCAGCGGGCGGACGAGAAGGAUUGGACGGGAUCGACAAGGCGAUUACGCGGUUCGAAGGUCUAAUGAAUAUUUACGUGAAAGCCAUUGAAGAUGUGCAGCUUCGAGCCGACAUUGGCGACGUUAGUGCCGACAGUUUGAAGAUCAUUGUGAUCCAGAUGGACAGUAUAUUACAAAGCUGGGCGGAUAUCAAGAACCGGCUAAGAAAUGUGAAGGAACAAGUGGAGUUGGCUAUGGAAUGGGAGGAGCUCUGGAAUACCAUUUUGGGGGACGUCAGCGCUGAGGUGGAGAGUCUGAGCCGGCUACUCUUCGAGAUCGAAGAAAAGCGACACAUCAAUAUGGCAAAUGCAUGGGCCGCUGAGCAGGAGUCGAAUAGCUCUGGGCUCGAUAUUAGCGAGUUGGAGACGAUCGUCGAGGAAACACCGAAUAAUGGCCACUUUUCGAGUAGUAACCGACAUAGUAUCUUAUUCGAUGCGCCACCGACCCUGGAUACCCCGCUCAUCCAAACCCCACAGGACGACUCAGAGCAUGCGGAUCUCAUCGCUGUAUUUGCGCGGAUACAACCCUUGCGGGCAUCCCUUGCGUUCUUGCCCAUGCGGUUGUCCAUGUUUCAGUGCAGAGCAGACCGGAUCUUCCCCAGUGCCUGUGCGGAGAUGGAGGAGCGGCGAAAAGGGCUAGAGAAGAGCUAUCGGACCUUGGAGGCAGAUGCGGAAGCUCUGCGGAAGGAGUUCAGUGAGGAUCGGUGGGUUCUUGUUUUCCGCAAUGCUGGCAUGCAAGCGCGGAAAAUGUUUCUUUCGGUUGAACGAAGCAUUGCCAAGCUGCAAGAAGCCCUAGAAACAGGUGCCCAUGUGCAUAACCCGGCGGGACUAGCGAAGCGCGUUGAGAGUUACGAGGCCAAGAAGCAGCAUUACAUCCCUGCGAUCGAACGAGUAAUAUCUCUCAUCGAGAAGGGAGUGAAGGAUCAACUGACGGUGAAUGGCGAGACGGUGAAUCUCCUGUCAGACAUGGCGUCGAGGAUGGAUGCGCUGAAAAGGAGCGUGGAGGUGAUGGAUUCAUCGCUCAUAGAAUUCAACGUGGCCCCGGGUCAGCACUUGCGCGACUCUAUCUCAACUAUUGUCACCAUGGACAGCCCAGCCACUAGCCUUAUCGACACUCCCGGCAGCUCCCCACCUUCAUCGGUGGUCAUGACCCCUGCUAACAAAAGCUCAGGUGCUUCUUUGGGAAGCUCUAGCAGACGGGGAAGUUCUGUGGGCUCAGUCGCCCGCAGUACCGUGGCCAAGGUUCGACGAUACUCAGGGAUACCCCAGCCCACGGCAGCCCUGACGAGCAAGAAAUCGGCGAUCCCGAAACCAACACUGACGGCCCCAUCUCCCUGCAAACCAAGUGGUCUCUUUACACCUACUCCCGCUGCAAAGAAGGUGCCACGUCCGCCUCCACCUGUCAAAGACAAUCGCCCACGAUGGAACUCUAGUGUAAACACCAAUGAUCUGGAAGUCGGCCAUGUCUACAAGUCAAGCGCGCAAUUCCGCAAGUCUUCGGCUCCAAGUCGUACUCCUCGUCCUUUGUCAAUGAUGUCCCGCCGAGACCUUGCUGUAUCUCCUGCUCCCUCAACGGCACGGUCCCCCAGCCGUGUCUCCAGCCGCGUUUCCAGCCGCCUUGCAUCACGCAGCCCUAACCGCACCGGCUCUCCCACGCCCAACCGCUCCCUCCUUGACCCUCCACCCUACAGCAAGCUUCGGCGUCCGCCAGGGGCGGAAGGCAUCAACAACACUCCUCGAAACCGGCAAAGUUUUGCCGGGAUGUCGUUCAGCCGCAGUAUCUCACACGAUUAUGGCCGUAACCUGCUCAGUCCCACCAAGGCUGACGCCCGGGGACUGCACUGGGCCAUGGGGGCAGCCGGCGCAUCAGCUUGCUUCCUUUGCCGCGAAACAAAAGCGGGCGAGAUAGCAGUGCGGGCACUCGUAGUAAGCUGA